GCCUGGUCUAGCGCGCGAAAGCAGCGGCGAGUACUCGGCCUAUUCGGUCUUCAACAAGGGGCCUUGCGCCUCAGCAUUUGGGAUGGGUGGCCACUUUAAGGGCAGCGCCACCUUCUCGGCGAGCUUCGUGCAGAGCAGCUCGACGCAGAGCAACGCGGGGCGCCCGGACUUGCCUCCUUUUCUGCCCGUUGGUUGA
Messenger RNA from Symbiodinium pilosum, 196 nucleotides. The record is from the annotation of a GenBank genome assembly. Lineage: Eukaryota; Dinophyceae; Suessiales; Symbiodiniaceae.